AUGUUUCAACCUAUUUCCCCUUUUCAGAACGACAGUACUCUGAAGUACAAUGGAAUGGAAAACUGGCCGCUAAUGGAUAGCCCAGUCACGACCUUCGCCAUCGUUUUGGCCUAUCUAAUCUUUGUGGUCUGGUUGGGUCCCAAGUUAAUGGCUCGUCGGCGCACUGGCUUUAGUAUGCGUCCACUCAUGCUCAUGUACAACGGAGCUAUGGUCGUUUUUUCUGGCUGGCUAUGGUACGAGUUUUGCGCUGCUGUUGAUCGAAGUCGACGUCCGAAAGCUUUGCGAAUGGCUCGAGUGUGCUGGUUUUUCUUCAUCAGUAAAUUAUUUGAGUUAUUCGACACGGCCUGCUUUGUCCUGCGUAAGAAGUUCGAUCAAGUCAGCUUUCUGCAUGUGUUUCAUCACUCCAUCAUGCCACUGUCUUGGUGGUUCGGAGUAAAAUAUGUUCCAGGUAAAUUAGAACCCCUGAUUCAUAUAUGUGGGUUUUAUGUAAACAUUCAAAUCCAUCCACUGUUUUCUGUCCAUUAUGCAUGUAGAAUCAUACGUUUACUCGUUACCUUUCUUUUCUUUUUUUCUUUUCAUUCUACUUCCUUUUAUUGA
Messenger RNA from Echinostoma caproni, 597 nucleotides. The record is from the annotation of a GenBank genome assembly. NCBI's taxonomy places the organism in Eukaryota, Metazoa, Platyhelminthes, Trematoda, Plagiorchiida, Echinostomatidae.